Molecule: messenger RNA, 645 nt
Organism: Effrenium voratum
Lineage: Eukaryota; Dinophyceae; Suessiales; Symbiodiniaceae
Source: the annotation of a GenBank genome assembly
GCUCCAGAAAGUGAAAGGAAAGCAUCGCCCCGGCCACAAGCGGUUCUGACCGGCCUGUACAGGUAUUUCGGUAUGGCGAGGCCUCGUCGGACCAGCUCCCUCGUUACUGCCCUACUUGUGGCCGCACUGGCGGGAGCUGCCUUCGUGCCUGCCUUCCGCGCUGAAAGCAGCACGAAGGUGGCGCUACGCGCAGAAGGCAAGAAGAGGCUUACCCUCCAGGAAGUCCGCGAGAAGGAAAUGAUGAAGGAGGCGGCGCAGGUCAAGGAGAUGCAAGAGAGUGCUGAGAGGAACAAGUACCAGCCGGGCACAUAUGUGCCAGACGACAAGAAAGAGGUCUACGAAGACAACCCUGUGAUCUUCUUGGCGCCGUUGGCUGCCUGGAGUCUCGUUGCUGGGGGGCUGUAUUUCUACGCGAACUUCAUGAACACGCCAAAGGACAACUUCUCGUUGCUUCCUCCAGAGUUGAGAGGAUGAGACAUGCGUCAUGACUUGAGUUCUUUUCAGCAAGCCACUGUCGGACUCAUGUUGGACCAGAAGCGAGCCUCUUGCACUCAGCUGAGCCGUAAUUUGGGCGUAGGCCCGCGAAAAAAUAGCAACAGUGCCAACUGUUUUCCGUCGCGUUCUCAGCCUUGAUGUGAAGCGCUA